Messenger RNA from Colletotrichum godetiae, 915 nucleotides. Its product is annotated as acyltransferase. Gene Ontology annotation, biological process: phosphatidic acid biosynthetic process. The coding region runs from base 1 to 915 and encodes 304 amino acids. The transcript has 2 exons. Gene Ontology annotation, cellular component: membrane; endoplasmic reticulum. The record is from RefSeq and is a predicted model, not a curated record. Gene Ontology annotation, molecular function: 1-acylglycerol-3-phosphate O-acyltransferase activity. NCBI's taxonomy places the organism in Eukaryota, Fungi, Ascomycota, Sordariomycetes, Glomerellales, Glomerellaceae.
AUGUCGGCUUUCCUGGGCUACAUUUACUCCUUCUUCAAGGGUUAUGCCGCCCUUGUCGUCGCCCUCUACAUGCUGUCCUUCGUCGUUCCCAAGGCCGCCUUUGGCGCUCGUGUCCUCGCAUCGUACAUCUCGCUUGCCGUAGCGGCCGGCUGGGGUGUCUUUGCCUCCAUUUUCCUGACCCUCAUUGGCGAGCAGGGCAUUGCGCAAUGGAUGACCGGCCGCUUCCUGUACUACAUCAUGGCCGUCACCACGGGCGUCACCUUUGAGGUCGUUGAUCCCAACCACAUUCUCGACACUACCCGCCCUGCUGUCUUUGUCGGCAACCACCAAACCGAGCUCGACGUCCUGAUGCUGGGUACCAUGUUCCCCAAGUACUGCAGCGUCACUGCCAAGGCCUCCCUCAAGAAGACGCCUAUUCUCGGCUGGUUCAUGAGCUUGAGCGGCUCCAUUUUCAUCGACCGCAAGAACACAAAGGAUGCCAAAGAUGCCAUGGCUGGCGCUGCUGAGCAGAUUCGCAAGAGGAAUCAGAGCGUCUACAUGUUCCCCGAGGGCACCCGCAGCUACGCCAAAGAUCCCGUAUUACUGCCAUUCAAGAAAGGCGCCUUCCACCUUGCAGUUCAGGCCGGUGUGCCUAUCGUACCCUGCGUUGUCGCCAACUACAGCCACGUACUCUACCUCAAGGGCCUCAUCUUCAAUUCUGGAAAGAUCCCCGUCAAGGUCCUGGACCCUAUUCCCACUACUGGCCUGACCGCUGCCGACGUCGACGAGCUCACCCGCAAGACCCGAGACCUGAUGUUGGAGGAGCUCGUCAGCCUGACCGAAAAGGCUCAGGGCAGGCCUAUGAAGGUCGCCCACGAUGCCCCUUCUGCGAAGACGACCGGGACCGACGCCACGGAUACCGUCUCGGCUCUUUGA